AUGGCGGCGGAGCCCCGGCGCCUGUGGGUCCAGGCGCGCGGCGCGUACGGUGCCAGCGAGGCGCUCCGGCGCGCGGUGGACCGCCGGCGGGACCCCGGGCCGCAGCCCAACGGGCCGGGGCUCGACGAAGCCCGCGCCCCGGGCCGCCUGGCUCGCCUGCGGGGCCAGCUCCGGGCUGGGGCGGCGGCGCGGGCCGACGCGCCCCGGCUGCUGCGGCUGGUGCAGCGCGCGGGGGCCGCGGCGGGGGCCGGCGAGCCCGAGGAGGCGCGCGGCCGCGGCUCCGUGUGCUCCGUGUGCGGGGAGCCGCGCGGCGGGGCCACCUACCCGGCGGGCGUCCUGGAGCUGAGCGAGCGGCGGCUGCAGGAGGGCCUGGCGGCCGUGCGCGCCGAGCUGGGCGCGGGGCUGGAGGCCCUGCGCGCGGAGCUGCGGGCCGAGCUGGACGCCCUGCGCGCGCUGCUGCCGUCGCCUCCGCCGCCCGCCCGCCGCGAGCCCCGCGUCCCUCGCGGCCCGGCCCUGCUGCGGGCGCUGGGCACCGCGAACGCCCUGGCCGCGGGCGCCAGGCCCGCAGACGACGCCUCGGGCGGCGCCAGCCGGGCCCCCGCUCGGAAGAACCUCAAGAAGACCCCGCCGGGGGCCCCGCUGGGCGGCGGGGAUUAA
Molecule: messenger RNA, 657 nt
Organism: Hippopotamus amphibius kiboko
Lineage: Eukaryota; Metazoa; Chordata; Mammalia; Artiodactyla; Hippopotamidae
Product: protein FAM246C
Exons: 1
Coding region: 1-657 (218 amino acids)
Source: RefSeq, a predicted model, not a curated record